UUUUCCGGGUCCUGGAGCAGAAAGUUGGCACCUAAUGACUCCUUGCUGCUUUAAUGAUUCUAUAGGUGCCUUAUUCUCUCCCCUCUCUUCCUUCACCCUAUCCUGUUCCCUGACCCCUACCCAGCCACUGCUCUCAGUCCCCUGAGAAGUUGCCAAGGGUUUGGGGGAACAUUCAACCUGUCGGUGAGUUUGGGCAGCUCAGGCAAACCAUCGACCGUUGAGUGGACCCCGAGGCCUGGAACUGCCGUCCACCCAUCAUGACCCCUCACCUUCCAGAUCUGGAGUAGGGGAGGCAGGGGAACCUGAACACAUCCUCUCCCUUAGGCCACAGCGAAGGUCACAAUCAACAUUCAUUGUUGUCGGUGGGUUGUGAGACGGAGGCCAGACCCACCGAGGGAUGAAUGUCACUGUGGCUGGGCCGGACACAGCCUAAGCAGAAUGGGAUGGGGGGCAAAACCCACCCUGGUUUUCCCCCUACCCAAAAAUGCUCAGCCAGUACUUGACCCUGGCCCUGGCCUCUCACCCCUUGGGGAGGGCUGGUAUCUGUGAUCCUUAUGGACACAGGCUGGAUCUGGGAAAUAAAGCCGGGAGGGUUGGGAAUCACAGGCUCCCAGCUAGGCAGCCGUAAAAGCUUUCUGAAAGAGAUCCAUGAGCCCUGCUCCCAGAAGGCUCAAUAAAGUUUUGUUGAAUGAAUGAAUGAAUGAGGUGGGAAGGCGGUACAGUACCUCUUCCUUGCUCCUUGCCUGGUACCACAGACCUCUGCUUUACCUUCAGUUGCCCACCUAGAACCUCAACGCCAGCUGAUCCUUCCACCUGCUAGUCUGUGCCCCACCUGGGUGACUCCUAGGCAUACUGCAUCCUCCUGAGAUUGAGCUGAGGUUUCAUUUGACAGGAAGAUCAAGGCACUGGAGAGUGCUAGGGGUCCCUUCCUUGACGCACCCUGAACCUAUGCCCUCCUCCACCCCCCAUAAAGUUUGGCCUCACCCCCUUUCCCAGGACUAGAACAGGCAGCCUACCCAACACGUAGCUUGUGGCUCCAGCUCUGGUAACUGGGCAUGGAGGAGGUAGGCUUUGUGCUUGUCUUUGUGAAUAACCCCAAGGGUAUGUGGCUUCAUACUUGAGUUUGUUCAUCUAUUAAAUUGUUUCCAUUGACAAGGGGUGUGAAAGCUCCCUGAAGGAGACCAGAGCUGGGAGCCUUGGUCCUUGUCCCCCCCACCCCUAAAAGCCAGGUCCAUUUUCCUUCCAAAGACAGCCAUAACAUCGGCAGCUUCCCCUACCCCCCGACUUCCCCAAAGAGCCCAAGGGUACCCGCCCCACCCCCAACCCAGGAAAAGGAAGAAACAAGUUACUAAGUUACUGGUCACAUCAAUGCCUGUCUUGGGGGUGGGGCUUCCAACCCCCCCCCAAUCACCCUGUGGGGCAGGAGUGGCAGGCCUCCUCCAAGAAGGGGUAGCCAGGGGUAGCCCUUCCAGUGCCCUCUGGGUAGGGUGUAUGGCUCCACUCUGCUGGUGCCCCCUGCAUCCUGUGUCUUGUCACCCCCCCCUCACUCCCAGCCCACCCAGGGACCAUGCAUUCCCUUGGCAGGUGCAUUUUUGGAGGAGCAGCAGCAAGCCCCCCUGUGACAAUAAGGAACCUCCCACAGCCUGCUCCUCCCUCUUCACACCCCCUUGGAGGUAUAAGGAGGGAACUGACAGCCCAGACUCCUCGGCUCCAGAGAGAGAAAGGGAGGGGCAGGGGGAAGCGGGUAGAAGGACAAUCUUUGGGGUGGCUGGGUUUCUUCUCUCUCUCUGCCCUUCCACCUGGUACACUUUGCCCAGCCAUGGGGACCUUCAACCUGUGGACAGAUUACCUGGGUUUGGCACGCCUGGUGGGGGCUCUGCGUGGGGAAGAGGAGCCUGAGACGAGGCUGGACCCCCAGCCAGCACCAGUGCCAGGACCAGAGGGUCAGAGGUCCAGCCCGGAAUCCUCACCAGCUCCUGAACGCCUGUGCUCUUUCUGCAAACACAAUGGCGAAUCCCGGGCCAUCUACCAGUCCCACGUGCUCAAGGAUGAAGCGGGCCGAGUUCUGUGCCCCAUUCUUCGAGACUACGUGUGCCCCCAGUGCGGUGCCACACGCGAGCGUGCCCAUACCCGCCGCUUCUGCCCUCUCACCAGCCAGGGCUACACCUCUGUCUACAGCUACACCACCCGCAACUCGGCCGGCAAGAAGCUGGCCCGCCCGGACAAGGCGAGGACACAGGACUCUGGACAUCGGCGAGGAGGAGGAGGAGGAGGAGGUGCCAGCACAGGUUCCAAAGGUGCCGGGAAGUCUUCUGGAACUUCUCCGUCUCCCUGCUGUCCCUCCACUUCUGCCUAAGAGGCUGGCGCGAGCAGGACGGAGAUGCUGCCUUCACCUGGGGAUGGGGACCCAGGCUCAGUGGAGGAGGCUGGGUUUCAGGGACGACCUACCCUUCGCGGAUCCGCCCCUGCCCCCAGCCUGGGGGCCCUGCAAGGGAGCCAGGCCUGGAAGCUCGGCCAAAAGAGAGCCGCCCCUUUCUCCCCAUCUCCCACCCCAAGAAAGGAGGUGGUCCUCUGGCAACCCUGCCCUCCUUCCCCAGCGCUGGGCACCCAGUUAGCACUCAAUAAAUGC
Phacochoerus africanus (Common warthog) is the source of this 2629-nucleotide messenger RNA. RefSeq names its product nanos C2HC-type zinc finger 3 (gene NANOS3). Gene Ontology annotation, biological process: negative regulation of translation; oogenesis. The coding region runs from base 1568 to 2356 and encodes 262 amino acids. The transcript is spliced from 2 exons. The record is from RefSeq and is a predicted model, not a curated record. Gene Ontology annotation, molecular function: zinc ion binding; mRNA binding. NCBI's taxonomy places the organism in Eukaryota, Metazoa, Chordata, Mammalia, Artiodactyla, Suidae. Gene Ontology annotation, cellular component: perinuclear region of cytoplasm.